GGGAGAAAAGUAUCACCGACAUGCGGACGGCAUGCUCCUCUUGCUCCCGCCCGCAAAACUUGCCAUGUCCACUUCAACCAUCUCUCAUGCGUCUCACGCUUUGUAGUCGGAACGUCGUGCGCAUGUGUAUGACAGGUAGGUGCGCCACGAUGCUUGCUGCUGCCAGUAUGACGCUAGUGUGUUGCCGUACUGCCAAGCGGACCUGCUCGGCUGCGAGUUACGGAAAGCAUCCAUUGGUGAGCGCGCAUAGGAGGCAAUGGCGGACUCGAGCAACGCCCAAGGAGGACCUAUAAGGUACCCAUCACCGCAACAACAGCAAGGUCUUCCAUUCUACCAGCAGAACACGCCUUCUACGCCGUAUCAGAAUGCGCCAGAUGUACAACAAGAACCGGGGCCGCAGGGAAUGUCUGAACCGUUGCGCGGGACAUCGAUUGGCGACGAUGCUCAGCUACGCGGUCUAGCGAACAUGGUUGGCGUUUAUAACGAGUACGGUGGGCCUAUAUCGCAUGCGCAUCCAGGUCAGGAGACGCCGCAGCCGCCGCCUUCCUAUCCGCCAACCACAGAUCAACCUGUCGCUGUGUCCUUGUCAAUCCCUCCGAAGCAGAGGGAGCGCACAAAGGUGAGCAGAGCGUGCGACGAGUGCCGGCGGAAGAAGAUCAGGUGUGAUGCCGUUGAUGAGACCGGGAUUACGGCUUGUUCGAACUGCGCAAGAACAGGCGCGAUAUGCGCGUUUAGUAGGCAGCCUAUGAAGCGCGGACCGAGCAAAGGCUAUAUUAAAGAGCUCGCCGAACGACUCGACAGCUUGGAAAGUCAGGUCCAUUCGCCUGGCGGGGCUGCUGUCUCGCCACAGGCGCGAUACGAAAUCCAGCAGAUGCAGCAGGUCAUUGCUGCGGAGGGAUAUGGCAGAGAUGUGCGGUCUUUGCAAGAUGCUCCUCAUCCUAGAGUUGGCGAGAAGAGAUCUAUUGACGCUGUGGAAGCAGCCCUUUUGGCGUCAAGGGUCGAGCGCCAACCGUCAGGACAACGUCAGCUUGCCAUUCGAGGCAGAGACUGGACCGGCGACUGUUGCCUUCGAUUGGGAUGAAGCAGUGGUUGACGAGUACUACCGCCUGAUCCAUCAGACCUUUCCAUUAUUGCCCAGCAGCAAGCACCGCCUCCGUCAGCGAUUGGCAAGCUGCCCUGCAUCGCUACGUGAGGCGUUUCUUGCAGCUCUUGACUGCUUAGCGCGUACAUUCCCGACGACCACUUUGCCACCCAGUGCCAACGAUUCCCAGGCGCUCAAACGUGCAGCUGAAUUGCUCGCAAGGUAUCCAUUUGACAACCCCAGCAGUCACAACAACGCGACGAACCUGCUGUAUCUUCAGACUCUACUCCUGAUGGCACUUGAGAGCGACAACC
This is a messenger RNA of Baudoinia panamericana UAMH 10762, 1395 nucleotides long. RefSeq lists its product as uncharacterized. The coding region runs from base 257 to 1081 and encodes 274 amino acids. The transcript is spliced from 3 exons. Lineage: Eukaryota; Fungi; Ascomycota; Dothideomycetes; Mycosphaerellales; Teratosphaeriaceae. The record is from RefSeq and is a predicted model, not a curated record. Gene Ontology annotation, molecular function: DNA-binding transcription factor activity, RNA polymerase II-specific; zinc ion binding. Gene Ontology annotation, cellular component: nucleus.